Molecule: messenger RNA, 1547 nt
Organism: Gymnodraco acuticeps
Lineage: Eukaryota; Metazoa; Chordata; Actinopteri; Perciformes; Bathydraconidae
Gene: ndufa11
Product: NADH:ubiquinone oxidoreductase subunit A11
Exons: 4
Coding region: 78-485 (135 amino acids)
Biological process (GO): mitochondrial respiratory chain complex I assembly
Source: RefSeq, a predicted model, not a curated record
CGCCAUUAAAACUAAAGAAGAAGAAGAAGUAGACGUUUAUCGCGAGAACUCCAGAUUGCGUCCUUGCUAAAGCCGAAAUGGGGUACUGGGACAUACCAGAGGGCACUGCCUGCGUGCAGAAAACAUGGAUCAGUACAAAGCUAGGCACAGCUUUGGGCAUGGUUGGUUCAGCCUACCACCUUGUGGCAGUCCAGCCUGAAUCUACAAUGGCAGGGCUACAGAGGGCCACCAACAUAACUGUAUCCUUGGCCACCAUGGGGGCGGUCUUCGGCAUGGCGACUUGCCUCAGUGCUCAGGCUCGUGACGCUCCAGAUGACCCUUUCAACUACUUCGUCGGGGGGUGUGCCUCUGGGAUCUUCAUUGGAGCCAGAACCCACAGUGCUAUAACCGGGACGUCAGCCUGUCUGGGUCUCGGUGUGUUGGCCUUCUACACUAAAGUGGGCAAGAUGGAGGGAUGGAAGCUGGCAGGACCUCCCAUACGAUGAGCGGAAGAUGCUACGUUUAACCCUGUUGUAAAAAGAGUUUAUGUAAUAAAGUACCAGUUAUUGAUGUUAGUCGUAUUACAGUAAUAUUCUACAUUACACAUAGAUUAAAACAUAGAGGUAUAUGUAGAGUGACAUGCAUUGUCCUCAUCGAAAAACAGCAAUGCCAAUCUACUCAGUAAUGUACAUGGGGCUAUAAAACUAGUCGCCAAAGACCCCACCGUCUCAACCACCGGCAGUGACCCAGAUGGAGCAACACCAUCUAAACAGCCAAAAAACGAUCUUUUUAAAUCGCAGUUUUGUGUUUUAUUGUUUCACUAUUUCAUAAUGAUAAUUGCUACAAUGAUGGGGAGUUGUCUUUUCUCUUACUGUGCCACAGAACAACACACAAACUUGUAUUUUUAUUGUUAUUAUUUUUAAAGUAAAGUAACGUGUUACUAGUUACUUUUAUAAUUUAGUAACUAACAAAGUAACUAGUUACUUUUUUGAGAGCAGUAACUAUAACUAUUACUAGUUACUUAUUAAAAGUAACUUGCCCAACACUGUUCAUGCUGUAAAAGUGUGCCUUUUAACAUGGAUGGCCAUGGAGAUUGACAGCACACACCUACACAAAGUGGAACCAGUGGGAAUACACGUGUGCAAAACAAAUUAUCAUUAAGAAAAUGCCUUCAUGUAUGCACCAUCCUUAAAUAACUUUUGCGGCAAAAUUAACCAAACAAAAAAGUUCUCCAGAGGGAAAUAUCAGUUCAUCACAUUAAUUACUUUUUCGGUGAAAGACAGUUUUUCCAGUUUCAUCAUGAUUUUCAGAUGUGCAGUUACCUCAACUGCACAACUGAAAAUCAUGAUGAAACUUACGAUAGCUUAAGUUGUGUGAAAAUGUCAGUCCUUGGAGCUUCACAUAUAUGGAGAUAACUUCCUGCCAUAACUCCACAAACAAACUAAACAUCUUUUACAAAUGCCCUUUGAUUCACUAAGAAUUGCAUUUAGUUUUGCAUUCGGUAUUCUGAUUCUGAUUUGCAAAUGAAAAAUGUACCUAUCAAAUAAACACCACUUUUUUCUAAUAAA